GAGAGAGAGAAAAUGGCGUCGUCAUCAUCGAGAGGAGAGAUGGAGAAGAUUGGAAUCGAUCAGCUGAAGGCGUUAAAGGAGCAAGCGGAUCUGGAAGUGAAUCUCCUUCAAAAUAGUCUUAACAACAUCCGUACAGCCACCGUCCGUCUUGAUGCCGCCGCCGCAGCUCUCAACGAUCUAUCUCCUUUGAUUGGCGAUGUUACCGCCGCCGCUGCUAGGUUUCGAUAUGGAUCUGUUUCGAUGGAGGUGGUGAUAGCGUACAGUCCAAAUGAUGCAAGGUGAACGUUGAUGCAGAGUACCUCAAAGAGAUAGAGAAGACUCGUAGAGACCUUUGAGCUCUCAUCUCUUCCAG
Molecule: messenger RNA, 352 nt
Organism: Arabidopsis lyrata subsp. lyrata
Lineage: Eukaryota; Viridiplantae; Streptophyta; Magnoliopsida; Brassicales; Brassicaceae
Product: probable prefoldin subunit 5
Exons: 2
Coding region: 13-282 (89 amino acids)
Source: RefSeq, a predicted model, not a curated record